Paraphaeosphaeria sporulosa is the source of this 1047-nucleotide messenger RNA. Its product is annotated as GroES-like protein. The transcript has 2 exons. Gene Ontology annotation, molecular function: oxidoreductase activity, acting on NAD(P)H. NCBI's taxonomy places the organism in Eukaryota, Fungi, Ascomycota, Dothideomycetes, Pleosporales, Didymosphaeriaceae. The record is from RefSeq and is a predicted model, not a curated record. The coding region runs from base 1 to 1047 and encodes 348 amino acids.
AUGGCUAACCAAGCUUCUUGGAUUCCCGCUGCCACCAAGCAAGUGUCUGUUGGCCCUGCCGAGACAUACACUCCUGGCCCCAACGAGCUGCUCGUCAAGAUCAACAGCGUUGCCUUCACUCCCAUUGAGGCCAAGAUUCAGAGAUUUGGAACUCACCCCAUUCCCUACCCCAACAUUCUCGGCACCUCCUACUCCGGCACCGUCGAAGCCCUCGGCGACGGCGUGACUGGCUUCCAAAAAGGCGACCACGUCGCCGCCAUCCGCUCCGGCAAGACCCUCGCGGACCCCCGUUUCGGCGGCUACCAGAAGUUCGCCCUGGCACCCGUGAACUCAACCUCCAAAAUCCCCUCCUCGGUCCCCUUCAACUCCUCCUCCGCCACCAUCAUCAACCUCGCCGCCAUCACCUCCGCCCUCUCCAUCCACCUCGGUCUCGAGCGUCCCCCGCUCACCGGCACCGCCACCCCCAAGAACAAGAAGGUCCUCAUCUAUGGCGGAUCCUCCUCGUGCGGUGGUCUCGCCGUCAAGUACGCCGCCUCCGCUGGGUACGAAGUCAUCACCACGUCGUCGGCCCGCAACAAGGACUUCGUCGCCUCCCUCGGCGCCGCCACCAUCAUCGACCACGAGCAGGACGCUUCCGCCGUGGUCGCAGACCUCACAAAGUACGGCCCCUACGACGCGGUGCUCGACACCAUCGGCCUGCCCGCCCCCACCGCCAUCCUCGUCGAGUACUUUGAGUCGCUCGGCGGAGGGUCCUACAACACCAUGAUCCCGCCGAUCCCCGGAACUAGGGACAUCCCCGACAAUGUGAAGAGGAUCUUCGCGCCGUACAGCUUUGCGUUUGACGAGGAGGCGCACAAGCCGCUUGCGAGGUGGUUGUAUGAGGAGUACUUGCCCAAGGGACUGGAGAGCGGGCUGAUUGUGCCGACGAGGCAGCAUGUUGUGGACGGGGGCUUGGAGAAGGCGCAGGAGGUGCUGGAUCUGAUGAACAAGGGGGGCGUGAGCGGGAGGAAGCUGGUGCUGGACCCGUGGCAGACGACUGCCCCGUGA